Columba livia (rock pigeon) is the source of this 4836-nucleotide messenger RNA. It is a transcript of the gene SEMA4D, whose product is annotated as semaphorin 4D. Gene Ontology annotation, cellular component: plasma membrane. NCBI's taxonomy places the organism in Eukaryota, Metazoa, Chordata, Aves, Columbiformes, Columbidae. Gene Ontology annotation, molecular function: semaphorin receptor binding; chemorepellent activity. Bases 691 to 3264 code for a protein of 857 amino acids. The record is from RefSeq and is a predicted model, not a curated record. Gene Ontology annotation, biological process: neural crest cell migration; semaphorin-plexin signaling pathway; negative chemotaxis. The transcript is spliced from 17 exons.
CACCUGCGGAGCUGAGCGGAGCGGGGCCUCCCGCCCGGCGGGGCCGAGCCCACCGCCGGCUUCAGGGAGGGGGCGCGGGCGGCGGCGAGGUGGGAGCCGGCGCGGGUGCUGGCAGCCCCCAGCGGCGGCGCGGCCGGAGCGGGGCGGAGAGGAGGAGCCUCCCGCAGCAAAUGAGCGAGGGCUGGCAGGUUUAUAAAUCUGCUUUUCUCUCACCACCCCCAAGCGCUGCUGACCGCGGCGGCAGCUCCCUGCCGGCCUCCCCGCGCGCCCUCUGCGGCUCCCCCAGGUAAUAUCUGGACAGCUGGAACUGGUCAUCACAGGUGUGUGGCAGAAAGGACGUGUUUCUUGUGGCUCCCCAGCUCCAGGGGUGUGCGGGCGGCUCCAAGGGGAGGCAGCAUCAUUUAUUUCUGCAACAAAACAGAAGAAUGUGCUCAGUUGUGCUUCUAAGCAACUCUACAGCUUGUGGAGAGUGUGGGCAGUUCCUGUGUGCAGCAUCCUGGAAAAUGUGCGUUCUCUUGAAGAAGUGACCUGCUGAAAAGCGUGUACUUGCGCAGUUGUUCCAGCCUGCCUUGUUGCACUGCUGUGGAGGCCUGAAAUGCCUGGUCUCUAAUACGCUCCCUGGGAUUUGCAUUUCUCCUGCUUAAGAAACACUACUUGCUGCGAUUACCCCAGGAGCCCUGAAGAGCAAGGAUGCUGAAGAUGCCUCUGUGGGCUUUUUGUGCAGUUUGGGCUUUGUUACUGGAAGUAGCAGUAGCAUUUGGUCCAGUACCAAGGAUCACUUGGGAACACAGAGAGGUCCAGCUAAUACAUUUUCAUGAACCAGAAGUGUCGAACUAUUCAACCUUGCUCUUAAGUGGAGACAAAGACGUCCUGUAUGUAGGAGCCAGAGAAGUGAUCUUUGCCUUGAAUGCAGUGAAUAUUGCUGAAAAGCAGCACGAGUUACACUGGGAGGUCACAGAAGAUAAAAGGACUAAAUGUGCAGUGAAGGGCAAAUCAGAACAGACGGAGUGUCGUAAUUAUGUGCGUGUCUUGCAACAGCUGAAUGAUACUUUCCUCUAUGUGUGUGGAACUCAUGCAUUUCAGCCAACAUGUGAUUACCUGAAUUUAAUUUCAUUUGAGCUUGGAGGUAAAAAUGAAGAUGGUAAGGGCAGAUGUCCAUUUGAUCCUGCUCAAAGCUACACAUCAGUUAUGGUUGAUGAGGAGCUUUAUUCCGGGACUUCUUACAAUUUCUUGGGAAGUGAACCUAUCAUUUCACGGCACUCUCAUCAGAGUCCUCUGAGAACAGAGUAUGCAAUACCUUGGCUUAAUGAGCCCAAUUUUGUUUUUGCUGAUGUGAUAAGAGCAGAUCAAAACAGCACAGAUGGAGAAGAUGACAAGAUAUACUUCUUUUUCACUGAAGUGUCUGUGGAGUAUGAAUUUGUUGGAAAACUGAUGAUUCCAAGAAUAGCUAGAGUGUGCAAGAGGGACCAAGGAGGAUUAAGGACCUUGCAGAAAAAAUGGACUUCCUUUCUCAAGGCCAGAUUGAUCUGUACCAUCCCUGAUAAGAAUUUGAUUUUCAAUAUUAUCAAUGAUGUUUUUAUUCUCAAGUCUCCAACUUUGAAGGAACCAGUGAUAUAUGGAGUCUUCACCCCACAGCUGAAUAACGUGGGACUGUCAGCAGUGUGUGCAUACAACCUGUCUACUGUAGAAGAGGUUUUCUCAAAAGGAAAAUAUAUGCAGAGUGCCACAGUUGAACAGUCUCAUACAAAAUGGGUACGAUACAAUGGGGAAAUUCCUAAUCCUCGACCCGGUGCGUGUAUAAACAAUGAAGCCAGAGCAUCGAACUACAUGAGUUCUCUGAAUUUACCAGACAAAACAUUGCAGUUUGUUAAAGAUCAUCCUCUAAUGGAUGACUCAGUGACUCCAAUGGGAGACAGACCUCGACUAGUAAAACGAGAUGUGAAGUAUACCCAGAUUGUGGUAGACAGAGUCAGAGCACUCAAUGGCACCAUAUAUGAUGUUAUGUUCAUCAGUACAGAUCGAGGAGCCUUGCACAAAGCUAUCAGCUAUGAAAAUGGAAUGCAUAUUAUUGAAGAAACACAGCUUUUCCCAAACUUUGAGCCAGUCCAAACUCUCUUGCUUUCAUCCAAAAAAGGCAGAAGAUACCUCUAUGCUGGUUCAAAUUCUGGUGUGGUUCAGUCUCCGGUGGCAUUCUGUGACAAGUACACCACUUGUGUUGACUGUGUUUUAGCAAGGGAUCCUUACUGUGCUUGGAAACCCCUUGAAGCUUCCUGUGUUGAUAUUUUUAAAGAAAGUGAAGUUGAAAGGAACUGGAUUCAGAACAUAGGUGGAGAUGCAUCAUCUUGUUCUGAUAAAGUAAGAGAGAAUCCCCUACAGCAUACAUUCAAGCAUGGGAGCACAGCAGAACUCAAGUGUUCUCAAAAGUCCAAUCUGGCACAGGUAGUUUGGAAGUUCAAAGAUGAUGUGCUGAGAGUGGAGAGCCCCAAGUACCGUCUGCUGGAAAAGGCGCUGCUCAUCUUCAAUUUAUCGGAAGGAGACAGCGGUGUUUACCAGUGUCUGUCAGAAGAAAAAGUGAAGAAUAAGAAAUUUUCUCAAGUGCUGGCUAAGCAUGUUUUGGAACUGAAAAAGAUCCAGCAUACCACGCUGGGCCCCACUGUGGCAGCCACACCAACAGAAGGUAAUAGCGAUGUGCCAAAAGUAUCAGCUGUGUCAACCGAGGGGUCUGCUGCUCACACCUCGACCACUCAGAUGGUGCCGGUAACGACAGCAAGGGUAGUGACCAAGCCCAUUGGCCCUGUCCUAACAAGUGCGGCCUCCAACACUGAGCUCUUCAACUCAAUGCCUGACGCGGUCCCGGAAAAGACGAUGUUCCUCAAGUCGAAUGAUAACUUCCUGUUGAUGUUCCUCUUCCUCUUCUUUUUUAUUCUGUUCUUGUGCCUGCUCUCCUACAACUGUUACAAAGGGUACUUGCCAGGGCAGUGCUUGAAAUUUCGGUCUAUCAUGCUGCUUGGUAAGAAGAAAAAGUCAGAUUUUUCUGAUUGUGAGCAGAGUGUGAAGGAGACGCUGGUGGAGCAAGGCAGCAUCAGCCACCAGAGCGGGGAGCAGCCGAAGCCAGCGCACGACACCGGCUACGAGACUGAGCCUGACUGCGGGAACGGGCAGCUGCAGCCUGGGGACCUGCCCGCGCCCCGGGAGGCCAAGGACAAGCCCUUCGAUGUCAAGUGCGAGCUCAAGUACGCCGACUCGGAUGCGGAGGGAGACUGAAGGACCCGAUUGCCCAUUUCAGUGGUGGAAACCGGCUGCGGUCCUGCAGCAAGCUGGGCACGGAGAGCAUGGGGAUGACAGCUGAGCCAUAGUGGGGUUUACAUGCUUAAGCUGUACAGCAAGCCACUUUGUGUUCAGAUCUCACCAGAUUAGAGCAGUGGUGUUCUUGUCUGCAGAACAUAGCAUCUUGUGUUGUACUGUCCUUUUUGGUUUUGUUUUUUUUUUUUUUUAGAAAUGGCCAGUUUCAGAUCACCAUUUGUUUGUUCCCAAUUUUUCUCCCACUGAGCGCUUCGCUCUGAAGUUACUUGCUUGUUCUUCAGCCCUGUUCUUCCGUAGGAUAAAAGUAACUUUCUAAUUCAGUUGGCUUUAAAAGUACUUCAGUCUACACAGGUUUUAGCCACCAUUAAAAAAAGACCUAGUUUCAUUUUAAUUCCAAAUUGGAAAUUAAGUUUAGUUUAUCAGAUUGGUAAAUUAUAGACUUUUGUCCAGAUUGGGACAUGUUUUUUUUUUCUUUCCUUUUUUCUUUUUUCUUUUUUUUUUUUCUUCUAGUGAUUAAUGUUACACUUUGUUUUGACACACUAGGUCUCUUUAGUUGGUUAAACUUAACUGCAUUUUAAGUAUCUUAGACUUUAAGGUAUAAUGGGGAUAGCAUUGGCUUGAUUUGUGUAAGACUCUCAGGGAUAAUCUCGUUUAAAGGCUUUUUUUCUUUGCUGCUUUCUUAGAAGUUUAGGUACAACAAUAUCAAUACAAAACAUGCAGUAAGUGUAGAGGGAGGGAGGAGGUAAUAGAUUUAGGAAUGCUUUUCUUUUUUCGUUUUUCUUUCUUUUAAUUUCCCCCUCAAUCAGCAAGCUGAACAUAGUUGUGUUCUCUUUUCUAUACAAAACUGGAUUAUUUUUUUUUUUUUAAUGAAACAGUAGGGGCAAGCAGCUGUCAGUCAGCAGUGACAUGGAGAGAGGGUUUUUUGCACUGUGGAAGCGAAACAGGAAUCAAGAAGAAUUAACUACCACAAUUCAGCUAGCGACUGGCUGGAAUGGACUGUUAGGAAUACAGCCUGAUGACAAAGCAUUGCUGAUUGUUUUGGUUUUUUUUUUCCCCUUUUUUUUCCAGAUUCAGAAAUAACUCAGCUUCUUUUUGUGACAAAUCUUUGCAGUGUCACCCUUUCUGGAUGACACCUUCCAGUCUCUGGUGCAACUGGAGACUGAAACUGGAGCUGCUCAAUCGGUUGUUUGAACUGUUUAUUGUGAAUCAUGCCUGCAAACGUGAAAGUGUGCAUUUGUUCUCAGCCUGGUUCACAGCAGCGCUGUUUGUCUGUAAAAGCAUUUUGUGCGGUACAGUCCUGAAGAAUUGUUCCUCUCACGGCAUCUUUCUGUAAAUAUUGCUAGAAGUAGAGUACAUUUUAACAGUAAAUAGCGGUGUGCCUGGGCUGCUUUUCUAUGUUGAACUUUCAUGUGAACAUAAUUUUAGACCAUCUUAGUGUAAACAGUUUAUAUUUUAUAAGAUUCAGUUUGGUUUUAUUUUUCUAUUUUUAAUUAUGUACAUAUAACAGAAUAAAUAUUAAAAUAAAUUGUAUUA